This is a messenger RNA of Rosa rugosa (rugosa rose), 1200 nucleotides long. Its product is annotated as protein MKS1. The transcript has a single exon. The record is from RefSeq and is a predicted model, not a curated record. NCBI's taxonomy places the organism in Eukaryota, Viridiplantae, Streptophyta, Magnoliopsida, Rosales, Rosaceae. Gene Ontology annotation, cellular component: nucleus. The coding region runs from base 302 to 970 and encodes 222 amino acids.
CUUUCAACAAAAUACUUCACCAAAUAAACGUGAUCUCAUCACAAACCCUCCACCACUCCCAUGUAAAUGUGACAAAUUGUCAAUGUCUAGUUCCCGUUCCUUCCUGGUACUAGAGUCAGGAUAAAAUUUCCUCAUUUCUUCUGUUAACAAUACUUUGGGGUCAACGCCCAUGGUCAAUACUGUUGGCUUCAAACUCUUCUACAUCUAUUGUCAUUUCCUUCUCAACCCAAAUCGCUCCAAUACCCUCUAACACCACCAGCACCGCAACCAGAUCUCCUCCUCCUCCUCCGCCCCAACCACAAUGAACCCGCCACCGCAGCGGCCCACAACCCCCAAAAAGGAGCUCCAAAUCCAAGGCCCCCGCCCCUCCCCUCUCAGACUCAGCAAAGACUCCGUCAAAAUCAAGAAGCCGCCUCCCCACCCCCACCUCCGCCAAAACCCACCUCAACAACAGUUCCAGCAGCACCAGGAGCCGGUGGUCAUCUACACCGUCUCCCCCAAAGUGAUUCACACCUCCGUCAACGAGUUCAUGUCCCUCGUCCAACGCCUCACCGGCCCUUCCUCCUCUCCCCCCGGCGACCUCUCCCCCGCCGCCCGCCUCGCCUCCAUCGAGAAAACCAGCCCCUCUUCCGAUCACAAGCACUUCCCGCCCGUAAAUUCCACCACAACCACCUUCGCCAUUGACGACGACGACUUUAUGGAUAGUAUUCUGGAGGGUAUUGACUUGAUGGGUCAGUUCCCGGGGAUUCUGUCGCCGGCGCCGGCCACCAUGCCGCCGAUCCCAGCUGGGUUCUUCUCUCCGGCCGCCGAAGACCCGCAAAACUUCAACUGGCAAGGCGCCAACAACAUCAACAGCGGCUUCAAUAGUUUCAUGCCGAGCCCUUCCUCGAAUUCGGCUCUGUUUUCGGCUCCUCUGGUUUCUCCGAGCCCUUCUUCGUGGGACCUCUUCAACAGUUUCUUAGGCUUCUAGGAAUCUGGGUCGGCAAUUGGGAUCGGCCGGCAGGCGCCCGGUGAAGGUUUUUGUUUUCUUUGUAUUGACAUUGUCUACUGACUUUUAUGUCUUGUAAGAGUAAAUUACUAAAUUGUAGAGAUCAGAAUAGUGGACUUUUCAUAUGUAGCAAAGUUAAGAUUGGAUUUGAGGGUUAAAUUAAUACCUCUCUUUGUACUUAUAGAUGAAUUUUGGGCAGGAGUCUUUCUUUC